Messenger RNA from Phaedon cochleariae (mustard beetle), 295 nucleotides. Lineage: Eukaryota; Metazoa; Arthropoda; Insecta; Coleoptera; Chrysomelidae. The record is from the annotation of a GenBank genome assembly.
AUGUUGGUGGAAAAGGUAAUAUGGAUGUCAUCUUGGAGAUGGUACCUGGUACCAUUCUCUAAUUGUGAUAGUAAGCCUAGAAUAAUAGAUAUAGUGCAAAAAAUGGUUGACAAUGAGGAAGUGGAAUAUUACAAAGCAUUCUUUAAUGAGAGUAAGGCACAGAAAAUGAGACACAGAAAUGAAAAAAAUACUUGCAGGCACAGUAGAGAGCUCACAGAGUGUUGCAGGAAUGUGACAUAACCUAACCUAUAACUUCAACUGUUAUAAAAAUGUCCAAGGCCCAGCCAAAAAAUAA